Molecule: messenger RNA, 990 nt
Organism: Saccharomyces eubayanus
Lineage: Eukaryota; Fungi; Ascomycota; Saccharomycetes; Saccharomycetales; Saccharomycetaceae
Gene: ANT1
Product: Ant1p
Exons: 1
Coding region: 1-990 (329 amino acids)
Biological process (GO): ATP transport; peroxisome organization; fatty acid beta-oxidation
Cellular component (GO): peroxisomal membrane
Molecular function (GO): ATP transmembrane transporter activity; ADP transmembrane transporter activity
Source: RefSeq, a predicted model, not a curated record
AUGCUUACUUUAGAGGCUGCUUUAACGGGUGCCGUGGCUUCGGCAAUGGCUAAUAUUGCAGUGUACCCUUUGGAUCUAUCGAAAACGAUUAUCCAAUCGCAAGUUGCUCAUCCUGAUGCAAGUGAGCCUGAUAAUGUCGACAAUAAGCUGGCUAAGAAGAGGUAUAAGAAUGUCCUUGACUGUAUGAUAACUAUAUUCAGGGAAAAGGGGUUUUUUGGUCUAUAUCAAGGUGCGACGGUUAUUACAGUGGCCACAUUUGUUCAAAAUUUUUGCUAUUUUUUUUGGUACACUCUCAUUAGAAAGUCAUACAUGAAAAAUAAGCUACUAAGACCGCAAUUGUUGAAAAGGCAUGCUAGUUCUGGCACACCUUCCACAAUCGAAGAAUUGGCUCUGGGAGUGGUGGCUGCCAGCAUAUCGCAAAUCUUCACGGGACCAAUGGCCGUGGUGGCUACAAGACAACAAACUGUCAACUCUGUAGAGUCCGCCAAGUUCAGUAAUGUCGUUAAGGAUAUUUACAAUGAAAAUAACGGAGAUUUGACUGCAUUUUGGAAAGGUUUGAGAACAGGUCUAGCGUUGACUAUAAACCCGUCCAUUACAUAUGCCUCAUUUCAAAGAUUGAAGGAAGUUUUCUUUCAUGAUCAUUCUAACGAUGUGGGCAAUCUCUCAGCGGUCCAGAAUUUUGUAUUGGGCGUUCUUUCCAAGAUGAUUUCCACGUUAAUCACGCAACCUUUAAUUGUUGCCAAGACAAUGCUUCAAAGUGCGGGUUCGAGGUUCACUUCUUUCCAAGAAGCGCUUUUGUAUUUAUAUAAAAACGAAGGGUUAAAAUCACUUUGGAAGGGGAUCCUUCCUCAGCUGGCAAAGGGUGUAAUUGUGCAAGGUUUGUUGUUUACAUUUAGGGGAGAAUUGACUAAAUCGUUGAAGAAACUCAUUUUCCUGUACUCUUCAUUCUUCCUUGAACGCAACGGACGCCAUAGGCUGGUUUCUACUUGA